This is a messenger RNA of Belonocnema kinseyi, 7462 nucleotides long. RefSeq names its product nephrin (gene sns). Gene Ontology annotation, biological process: cell-cell adhesion. Bases 1082 to 5128 code for a protein of 1348 amino acids. The transcript is spliced from 18 exons. NCBI's taxonomy places the organism in Eukaryota, Metazoa, Arthropoda, Insecta, Hymenoptera, Cynipidae. The record is from RefSeq and is a predicted model, not a curated record. Gene Ontology annotation, cellular component: cell-cell junction. Gene Ontology annotation, molecular function: cell adhesion molecule binding.
GGAAUCUCCUUAAUUUCAACACAUCACAGUAAUCUCACUGAAAAAAACAUUCCAAAGUUUAAAAACCGUUACCGCUCUUAAAUUCGUACUUUCUUUCCCGCGCAAAAGUUGUCAGAUGAAAGUGCCGGUCCUAACCUCCCGAACUGUCAGUGAUUGAAGUUUUACAUGACGAGAAAAAAGGAUUAAUUUAUUUUUGCGAGUGAAAAUUAGUUGACUCGAAAGUGAAUGUCUGAUGUUUCGUGAUUUGAAGACUUCGAAGUAUAAAAGUAGAUUCGACGAUGGGCCCGAGAGUGGAUUUGAAUUCGAAUUCGAAUAUUCUAUGAUCGGAGGUGUGUCAGAAAAGAUCAUCAGGAGAUGAGGUUGGAAAAGCACGUGAAGCCCAAUCGGUCCUGAGGCGAGAAGUGGCAUUCCAAUCGGGCAUCAAGCAUUAACUCCUGCUUUAUUUGGCAGUGAGAAUCGUGAACGAGGCCCGCUUAAUGGACGGUGCCGGUGAAAUUGGGAGCAUUAUCACGAAAAUUCGGAGUAUCGCAGCAGGUUAUGUCCCCUCGUGACGUGAGUUAGUGGGUGUUUCGUCGCCGGUAGUAAAGGGUUGCAUGCACCGCAAGUGUCAUUGACUCACGAAUUCGACUUGCGCGCUCGACUCCUGGAUUUCCCGUAUUUUGGAUUUAAGUGCCCUGGAUUUUCGAUAAAAAUAGUUCAGUGCAAAAGGUGAAUACAAUUCCCCCCUCAACAAAUUCCAGAGAUAAAGUUCGAUGAGUAAUUGUUAGAAUAUCGAACGAUAAGAAUGGAACACAAGAUUCAAAUGGAUCAAAUCUGACAUGUGGUUUUUGUUUACAUUGAAGGUUAGGCUUACGAGGAAACUUAUGAUUUAGAAACAAAGUAUUCAAAAUAAAGAGCAGUGUUGACGAAAAUUGUUUUCAUUGUCAGUGAAGUGUUUUAGUUUCGCUUUUUUUCAUUUACGUGGACCCUUUUUUCUUGUUUUAAGAUUGUGUUUCUGGUCAGUGUUUUUUGGGGUAAUGAUUUGAGUGAGACGUGUUUUUCGUUUAAUAAUCGGAAGUGUUUUGCGAGUGGAACAAUAAAUAUGGAACGAAGAAGAGCACCCGGACUUCUUGUGCUGCUGAAGAUGAAGGUGCUGUUGCUGAUUGUGUUUUGCACCACGCCCGUCGUUAAAGGAGCAUCGCAAGCUUUUAGAGUGAGACCAGCGAAUACUUCAGUUUCGGAAGGUGGCGAUGUUACUCUGCACUGUGCAGUUGAUAAUAGGGUGGGAAUAGUUCAAUGGGUCAAAGAUGGAUUUGCCUUCGUCGUUCAAUCAAAUGGUGAAGUAGUGGGAUACCCACGAUUAAAAUUAGUGGGAGAGCCAACUGUAGGUGUCUACAAUUUAAAGAUAACGAAUGCAUCUUUAAACGACGAUGGAGAAUAUCAGUGUCAAGUUGGUCCAUAUCUCAGAACCAAAGCCAUUCGGGCCAACGCACAUCUCAACGUUAUCUCACCUCCACAAUCGGUGGAAAUUACAAGUCAUCCACAUCAGGAAAAAAUAGAAAUAAAAGGUGGGGAUACAUUGACCUUAGAAUGUACAGUCAGAAUGGCUAAACCAGCUGCUGCCAUCGUAUGGUACAGAGAAAAUGUACCAAUCAAAGGAGGCGAUACAAGUGUCGAUGCUAUUCCAGUAGCAGAUGACAAGGAAGUUCUGAGGGUUCAAGAAAAUAAGAAAAAACCGAUGAAAUUUGAUACGACUGGAUCAUUGACGGUUGUUCCUACUCCAGAAGAUGAUGACAUGCCUUAUACUUGCGAAGCCAAACAUCCUGCAAUUGAAAUCGACAGACCUAUGAGAGCCACCGUCAAACUUUCAGUUUUCUAUCCUCCCGGACCACCUCAGAUAGAAGGAUACGCCGAUGGAGAAACUCUUCGACGUGGACAGCAAGUUGAGUUGGUGUGCAAGUCUCGAGGUGGCAAUCCGCCCGCUCAGGUCGUUUGGUUCAGAAACGGAGAGCAAAUAAAUUCGGCUUACCGUACUGAAGGCAGGACAUCCCAGAAUGUACAAACUUUCGUGGCCCAAGCAAAGGACAACAAAGCUCGAUACACAUGUGAAGUCUCCAAUAUUAUGAGCGUUCAACCCAUGAAAGCUCAUGUCGAUCUUAUCGUUCUCUUUGCACCGAGUGGAGUUAAAAUUUCAGGACCAACGGAGGCAAAAGCAGAGGAGAUGGUUUUAAUAACUUGCACGACAGAAAAUUCAAACCCAAUUGCUGAGAUAAAGUGGACGGUUGACAAGCAUAACAUUUUGAACAUGACAUCGAAAACUGAAGUUGCAGCGGAGGGUGGUUGGAUUACAAGUUCCAAUAUUACCUUCGCUAUCAACAAGGCCGCUCAGAGGAUUGUUGUAAUCUGUCAGGCAUUGAACCAAAAGCUUACAGAAACCAUAGUGGGAACGCAUACAAUUAACGUCAUUUAUCCACCAUCUUCUUUAGUCAUCACUGGAUACGAAGAAGGCACAACGAUUCAAGCUGGAAAUGUUUUAAAACUGGCUUGCUCAGUCGCUUCCGGAAAUCCACCUCCAACUAUUACGUGGUAUAAGAACGACAAGAAGGUACGUAAUAAGGUCGCAGAUACAAUCAGGCAUCAUGAACAGGUUGUAACGAGUGAACUUGCUCUUUUAAUAAACGCGUCUGACAACAACGCGCACAUCAAAUGUGAGGCAGCUAAUUCAGCAACGCUCUACCCCAUGUCCCAGAAAUUAAUUCUGAAAGUGCUUUUUCCCCCCGAUCAGGUAAAAAUAACGACAGAACCAAAAGAAUUCGAGGCCAGUUAUCCCGGAAAAUUGAUCUGCGAAUCGAGCAGUAGUAAUCCAGCAGCUGAAAUGUCGUGGUGGAAAACUGGAAUAGCUGUCGACGGGACCAGAAAUUUCACGAAACCGGGUCUUCAUGGCGGCUACGUCUCCCUAGUCGAAUUGCCUCUGGAACUUACGGAAUCCAUGAACAAUGAAGUUUACACAUGUCAGGCGAGAAAUGCGGCAAUGGAGAGAUCAAUUCACGACGCAGUAACGCUCAACAUUCGCUACAAGCCAAUUUUCUCGAAUCCGGAUCCCAGCGAAUUAGUCGGAAUGGAAAAAGAACCUUUUGUCAUAUCGCUGGUAGCCAGAUCGAAUCCUCCUACGAUAACUUACACCUGGUCGAGAGACGGUUUGCCAAUCACUGUUGUUGGAAAAAGAGGAAUUACUGCUCGAGGAUCGACUUUAAACAUUACAAGGCUAGAACGACACGAUGCCGGAACUUACGUUUGCGAAGCUAUGAACGACAAAGGGACUACGUUUUAUUAUCUGAAUUUAACCGUCCAAUACCCUGCAAAAAUCGUGAGAACGUCGACGACAGGAGUUAUUUAUCCACCCGAAAAAGAAGCGAAACUUUUUUGUGAAGUCGAUGGCAGUCCGAUGGGGGAAGAAUAUGUCACUUGGUAUAGAGCAGGAACAAGGAUUGAAAUCUUAGAUAGAUAUUCAGUUUCUUAUUCCAAUAAGACUUCUUAUCUUCAUAUAGAAAAUCCAGGGAGGGACGACGUAGGCGAAUAUCAAUGUAACGUCAAUAACGGAAUUGGAAACGUCACUUCAAGUCCUAUACUAUUUAUAACAAAUUUUAUACCCGAAAUGGCGAAUUCGCCCCUGACGAGAAAAGCAGCCGCCAACAAGGGGAUAAACGUUCAGCUAUUUUGUAAAGCAAGAGGAUCUCCUUUGCCGGAAUUCCACUGGUUCUUUGGCGGAAAAGCCCUCUUGCCCAAUCUCACAGACCAUAAAUACGGCUUUACGUCAAGCAACUUGUCAGAACUUUAUGCACAAUCAGUGCUGACAAUCAAUCGCGUGGCAGCCCACGAUUAUGGGAAAUAUGAGUGUCGAGCUGAGAAUAAGAUGGGAUUCAACAAGGAUUCUAUCCAGUUAGACGUUACGUCGCCUCCAGAUCAACCCUCGGAUUUGGAAGUAUAUAAUGUCACGCACGACUCAGUGAUGUUAGUCUGGAAAAGAGGAUUCGAUGGGGGACUUCCCACUUCUCAUCAAAUCCGUUGGCGCCAGGCGCUCGACUACGAAGACAGAUAUCACUAUAUGGAUGUCUCUCCCGGAGAUUAUAAAGCUCUUGUCACUGGCCUUGCAUUAGGGACUUAUUACGUUUUUAGUGUCAAGGCAAUAAAUGCUAAAGGGGAAAGCAGUUUUCUACCAGAUCUCGUCAAAGUUCAGACUCUACGUGAAGCACCACCUACUGAGUUGACAGUCAGCGAGAUUAAUUCCUCCUACAUGAUCAUCAUUAUCAUCGCUGUUUCCGUCUCUGCUUGUCUCGCCAUUGCUACGUCCAUACUAUUUGCUACAUUUGUGUCCAAAAAGAAGGCUCAGCGUGCCGGGAUUAAUAAAUCGCACACCGCAGAUAUGUACGCGCCAUCAACAGUCAAUGGAGAUACAAUAACUGGUGAAUUAAGUUCCGUUUCUGAUGAGAAGAGCGACGUGAAUUUCGACGCUAACGAUUAUGUGGACGAGGGGCGAAAAACAGCAGCUAGUACCUACUUAAUAGACUCUGGCAUGCAAGAUUAUGGAAAGAGUGGUUUAGAAAUGCAGGUGCAUCAUCAAGGUACCUUGAGUCGUCGUAAUCAUGUCCCUAGUGUCAUGAAUAUGGACUCUCCGCCCCAAAGAACAACAGCCAGUGGGACACUCUCUGCCACAAAGUCGAGUUACAUAGGGAAUCCGAGCCCAGCCCCACCUACAGAUGUAAACUUCUACAGUGUGGAGAUGGACAAUGGCCUCUUUAUGGGAUAUGAAGCAGAUCCAAGCCCGGCUCCGAUGAUGGGAGAUUCGGGCCCAGGUGCUUACUAUCCUUCCCUCGGGUCUCUCGGGUCCGUCGGGCACAUGGGGCCCAUGACGACAGUGAUGCCAGGAACCGGGACUCUCAACCGAAACAGAACCCUUCCACGUCCAGUUCCCCCCCCAGACGUCACUGUUAUGACUGCAGGUACAAAGUCGCCACUACCCCCCUCGGUACCCCCCCCGCCAGCUACAUUUGCACGUGCGGGCCACAUCCCCGCCAAUUCCCACGGGCACCCCUUGUCAACUUUCACAUCGGCACCGACAUAUUCUGAUAUCGACGGUCAUCUUGUCUGAAACUCGGGCACUUUGCGCUCAUCUAAAUCUAAGAAGAAAGUAUCUACCUAUUCCCCGGAUCUUGCGGCUAAAACUCUCAGCCCCGAGGAGUGCACUCGUCUGUAGAUUCUUUUAUUAUAUCUUAAGUCAGUGGUGAUCCCUCCUGCGCUCUAAAAUUUAAAUUAAGCUUGACAACAAACUUCAUAGUCUCUAGGAGUCUAGGGUUCCAAACUCUAAAACUGAUGACGUAUUGUUGUCAUUCUGUACAUUUGGAGAAUGUAUAUAGAAGAUAAGAAAAUCUUAUCCUCAUUUUGUAUAGGAAACUACCUUAGAUCUAAGUGUAAAUGUUGAGGCGAUUAAGAUUUUUAUUGUGACGAUUCUAAGAAUCGAAAAAUGUCGUUCAUUCCGUUUUGAUGAUUUUUUUGGGUCAGGAAAGUUUGAAUGGUUCAGAGAGAAUAGUGGCUUGAAAUUGGUGCAAUCCUUUUUUCAGAGUUGAAAGUGAGUUUACAAUUUCAGUUUUCAAUUCCAGUUUUCAAUUCUUAUCUUACUCCCCUUCUUGUUCAUUUUUGUAUUUUUUCUAUUUUUAUCAAAUGUUUUGUUGAAAUAUUAUGUUAAUGUUAAAAUGUUUAUGCAACAUUGUGUUAUAAAUAUUGUUAUGAAAGUCUUCAAACUUCAAAGCAGUGUCAACUUUUUAAAAUACUUUAUUGACUUUAUUCUUAAGCAUCAGGUAUAAAAAGUUAUGGAAAAGUUUUAAAUUUUUGAUAAUCGAAUUCGGAAAGUAAUUUAAACGUAUUUAAAUAUUUAAUAGAGAUAAUAAAAAUUGGAAAGCUUUAGAACACAAAAUAAAUUUUAAUAAAAAAAAUGUAUUUGGAUUUGUUACAAUCAUUCGAAUAUUCACUGUGAAUUGUCAAAAAUUGACAGAAAGUUUGUUUAAAAUGCAGUAUUCUUUUAACGAGCGUAGGUAUUCGGGGUUUUCUAUUUUUGUUUUUAAAUUCUUGGUUUUUCAAUUAGUCUGAAAAACAGAAAAAUAUUGGAAAAUUGCAAAAUAGCGGCCAUUUAUCUGAAAUGUUUGAAAGUGGAUGUUCUUAAAAACACAGUUAGGUCUUUGGUAAACCAGUGCUUCAUAUUGGAAAAAAAAUAUUUUUAGAGAAUCGAACUUUCUAUUUUCUUGGAAAUAACUAAAGGUAUAAAAAAGUGCUCGAAUAAAAGUUGAAACAUCUAAAAAAAGUUCUACAAAAAAAUAUAUCUUACUUUUUUGAGAUAGCUUAAAUCGUUUACGGGGAAAAAAUGAAAAAUUAUAUUAGAAAAAUAUUUCCCUGUUUCAAAAAUGGUUUAGCCCUCAUAAAGCUCGUAGGAUAUCUUUUUUAUUCUAACAAAAACUUUUUCUAGAUAAUGCAAAAAAUAAAACGGUGGAGAUUUCCUGAAAAUCUUUUGUUUCAGCUUAUAAAAAUUUGAUGAAAAGUUUUUUUUUUAAUUUCUGGGAAGCCCUACCGUACUGAUUUUUUCGUAUAUUUUGUUUACAGUUUCUGUUUAUUAAUAAAAGGAAUACUAACAGUUUUUGGGAGGAAUUUACCGUUUCUGUAGCCGCCAUUUCGUCAUUUUUUAAAUAUUUUUCUAUUUUUGUGGAAUCAAUUGAAAGAGCAAAUGUUCACAUGUCAAUUACAAAAAGAAAAUCCCAAAUACUUACCCUUUUUCAGAAAAUACUGUAUUUAGACAAACUUUCUGUCCAUUUUUUAGAAUGUGCAGGAAAUUUUCAAAUGAUUGUAACAAAUCCAAUCAUUUUUGUUAAUAAACUGUGAAAUACCUGUUCCUUUAUUUUUACAGUAGAAUUAUAUAUCCAAAUUCCAAAUCAUUCUGACAAUCUAAGCUGAACCUCUCUCCCUUACUUGAAUUGGAAUUGGUCUUAAAUUAAAAUAAUUUUUUUAAAUAGUUUUAUUUAACAGGGCCUAACAUUUAGGGUAAUUACAAUAAUUUUGUCGAACAUAAAUUUCAAAAUUAUAAAAUUGAGAAAAAGUCCGAAUUAGAAAGGCUUUAAACUUAAAAAUCCUAAAAUGGUAAACUCUGGAAAUUUACGUAAGAGGAUUCAAAUUGCAACGCUUCGAAACUUUAAAUUUAAUAAUCGUUCAAGUUGGUGAAGAUGCAAUUUUAAAAUCUUUCAAAAUGCAAAGCUUUCAAAUUAAAACUUCACCAAUUAAAACUGUCCAAAUUUAAAAUCAACCAAAUUUUAAAGAAUCCCAAUUUAGGACUUGCAAAAGUAAAAAGACUUCUAAUUCAAAAGCGUCUAAAUUAUCGACUCUUAAAAUUUAAACUGCUCAAAAUGAAAAACCUUUGAAUAUAAAAUAUUUCUUAAUUAAU